This is a messenger RNA of Panicum virgatum (switchgrass), 2075 nucleotides long. Its product is annotated as 70 kDa peptidyl-prolyl isomerase-like. The record is from RefSeq and is a predicted model, not a curated record. Gene Ontology annotation, molecular function: peptidyl-prolyl cis-trans isomerase activity. Lineage: Eukaryota; Viridiplantae; Streptophyta; Magnoliopsida; Poales; Poaceae. Gene Ontology annotation, biological process: protein peptidyl-prolyl isomerization. Gene Ontology annotation, cellular component: cytoplasm. The transcript is spliced from 11 exons. The coding region runs from base 100 to 1404 and encodes 434 amino acids.
GGCGCCAUUGCUUCCCCUCCCCAUUCUCCGCAUUGCUGAUCUGCGCGCCGCGGCUCCCAUAACCAUCCAUAACAGCAUCAUCAAGAUCAAAACGUUUGAAUGGAUUCUCCGAGCGGGAGGAGGGAGAACGAUUAUUUCAGCAUGCCGUUGUCAGAUCUAGGCGAACCUGAUAGGCAGUUUGCUAGGUGCCGAAACCUCAUCAUGUCGGCAUAUGGGUAUGGUGGUGGCGAUCCUGGCCUGGCAAAGUGGAUCGUGCGAGAAGCCGCCGGGGGGUCGCGGAAGCUCUACUUUUGCGUCUUAGGAAGUUUAUUCUACAUCGGCUUCGCGCCUACUCCCUACAGGCUUGAGCAAUGCGAUGAGCCAGUCUACUUCGACAAGCCUCAGGACGAGGACGAGGGUGACGAUUCGGAUGAUGAUCACGGCAGCGGUCCAGUGUACGACAAGUAUGAGCACAACGAAGCUGCAGAAGUUCACGUUACAUGGAGAAAGCUGGACGGUACUGUGUUUGCAAGUAAUGAAGCUAUGAUCUUUAAGCUGACACGAGAGGAUGUGAUGCGAGGCUUCACGCUAGCAAUUGCUUCAAUGCAACCAGGAGAGAGAGCCAUAUUCACUAUCCCUCCUAAAUUUGCAGUAACCAUGUCCGGCGGUUCUCUAAAUAUCCCUACAAAUCAAACAUUAUGGCUCGAUGUCGAGCUCAUCUCUCUCAUAACUGAUAUAUUCGAUGAUCAAGGAAUAUUUAUAAAGACAGUCAAGUUCGGAAGAGGGAAUGAUCACCCUUGUGAUUCUGAUGAAGUGUUUGUGAAUUAUAAUGCUCGCUUGAUGGAUGGGACUUCAGUUUCCAAAUCUGAAGGGGUUGAAUUCGUCCUCGAAAAAGGCUUGUUUUGUCUCGCAUUUGCACAUGCUGUGAAGACUAUGACAGAAGGACAGGAAGUUAUUCUCAUUAUAAAACCAGAAUAUGGUUUUGGUGAAAGUGGUAGGCGUUCCAAUGGAAAUGAAGAUGUCUUUGUGCCACCUAAUAAAAUGCUACAUGUCGACCUCAAAUUGAUAUCCUGGAAGACAGUUAGUCACAUUGGAGAGAAUGACGAUAUUAUCAAGAAAACUCCAUUCAAAGCAAACAGACCAGACGCAACAUACCUUUCCAUACGAAACCAUGCAGUCGUGAAAGCACGGCUGGUAGGUAAACUUGAGGACGGAAUUGUUUUUGAGCAGAGGGGUCAUAGUGAAGAGGAGCCAAUUGAGUUCACCAUUGAUGAAGGGCAUGUUACCGAUGUCUUAGAGGAAUGUGUGAUGACAAUGAAUGCGGGUGAAGUUGCCUCCUUCACCAUUCCACCUCAACAUGCAUUCGGUGGUGUUGGAUCAAAACAGUACCAUCUUGCCGGAGAACCAUUCCGCUAUGACUCUUGAUGAGAAAAUUGAAUCUGCCCGUAAGAAGAAAGAGGAGGGGGACCAUAUCUUUACCUCCGGAAACUUUUUGCGAGCAUAUAGGAGGUAUUUCAAGGCCAGCCAGAUCCUACGGUCAUGCUCUCCGGAUCCAGAUGGUGAAAUAAAGCAAAUGCUAAUUUGCAUGGCUUUAAGCGGUGCUAAAUGCACGAUGCAACUUCAACGCUUCAAACAGGCAUCCGACUGCAUCCAUGAGGCUGCAGGCUCCAUCCCCUUCCUACUUCGACUACAUGGAUUUGGUCGAACAGGAGGUGGACCCGCUGAGGACGCUGGGGAGGUGACCUCGAGCUUGCUAUGCUCUAGGUCCUGCGGGAUCUUCAUCGAGGUAUGUAAGUGUUUGACUUGUACGAUUUCUUCCCAGGAUAGACUUGUGGUUUUCUGAUUGUUACCUUUUCAUGGUACCCAGUUGGUUCCAUUUUGGUCUAGUCUUGUGUGUCUUUGAGCCUAUGUAUUUGCUGAGUACUUCAUUUGCUUAGCUUUUGGCUUGUCUUUGUCUUUCUCUUAGUUUUAGCUUGGUUAGUUGCAUUGUACAUGUUUGCAUUUUGCAUUGCUUCACUGCACUGGCAUUCUUGUAUACACUGUUAUGAUCUUCUAGUGCUUGCUAGUGUAGUUUCUUAGACUUGAUCAUGUAUAGC